AUGCCCGGGAGCGGGUGCAGACUUCUUAGCCCUUAUCUCGGAGGGAUAUCACGAGCCAUCAGAGGACAGAAGAUUUACAAGAGCUCAAUAAACGAGCAAGAGCAAAAGCCCUCCACUCAAAGUGACAACAGAAGGACAUGGGCCUCCAAAGCGGCUGCAGGGGUCUCGACCGGAACAAACAUUGAUGUACGUCGGCCCAUGACAAGACCGACGCCUCCCCAGAAUCAGAGCAAAGAAGACAAAAGGAUCAUGAUUCGGCUAGAUCGAGAACACGAAGCUCGCAAAGUAGACCCGUUUUUACCCUGCCAACAAGUUCAAAGGCUGAUCCCCGACCCAUCACUUGAAGUCGACGCAUUGCUGGUUCCGUCCGGCGUGGCAGUACUUGCCGCAUCGCCAGAAAAAGCAGCUAGUAUUUUACAGCAUAGUGAAGCCAUUGCUGCAAGAUUUGGGAAUGCUACGGUAGAAAGACAAGAGACUUGGACGACAUUUGUUGUCGCUCCUAUUCCAAAGAAAGUUAACAUAUUAGACGGAUCCUAUGGUCCACUUAAAGGGCUUUUACUAGAGGAGCCGGCGAUUCGAGCUAUAAAGGAUGCCACUCCUAUUCGACACAUAGCCUGGACGCGUCGGUCUACAGACUCUCUGAGCCCGUUUGGGCACAUCAGAAUUCAUGUUCCUGAGGCGAGGGCACAUAAAGUGCCAUCCCGGAUGCAGCUUUUCGGACAAGCAACAAGCGUCCAACGAGUUUCGAACAAGCAGCUAUUGCGCACCUGCACUAAAUGUUUUGGCUUCCACGCCACAAGAACCUGCGCCCGACAGUUUAAAUGCGCCGCUUGCGGAAUGGAUUCUCACGAAGGUCCAUACUCACGACAAAUACAGUGCCUAAAUUGCCGUGGGCCUCACGAAUCUACUGGUAUCUCAUGCCCGGCUCGUCCACGUAGAGAUCAUGGUGUAUUCGUUCGCCCAACAGAGGCACAGUUGCGACAUAUACGCGCCGCUGGACGCAGAGAGCUUGCCAAUACUUUGAGGUACACUCAGGAAUCGGCCAAGAGGGGUGCUGAGACCCUCACUGAACUCAACCCUACCCAUUAA
Molecule: messenger RNA, 1089 nt
Organism: Blumeria graminis f. sp. triticale
Lineage: Eukaryota; Fungi; Ascomycota; Leotiomycetes; Helotiales; Erysiphaceae
Source: the annotation of a GenBank genome assembly